AUGCCCCGACCCGGAAUCCGAAUUCUCCCAAGCAACCCCUGCCUCGACCUCUAUUUCCACCGCCCCAUGGGAUCAGGCAUCCACUCCAACUUGGAAUUCCAUGAGACUCUGACGAAGCAGCUGCUGCCGCGGGCCUGGUCUCACGAUCCCCUCACCACCCUCAAGCUCAUUUGCAACCUCCAAGCCAAGUGGAGGGACAAUGGAAAACCCUAUGAGGAGGCCUUCUACGCGGCAGCGUUUUGGCUGCACCACAACCACCCUAAGACCCUUGCCUGCAACCUCCUUCCUAUUGCCAGCGCCUUCGGCCGUAUUUUCGACGUUCUCGACAUUCUGUCUCGGGUUCUUCUACAAGGGAAUGGCCAGCAGCAGGUUGAUCAAUACUCUAUGACUUGGACCAGGAAGGAGAAGAACAAACACUUCCUGUCCCAACAGUACCAGUUCCAGUUAACACAAAAUGGAAGGAAGAAAAACAGGACAACUUGUCCUCUUCCUCCUCCUAGUCCUAGACAGAUUCGGCAAAUCAAGGUGGAAAAAGCCAAGAAGAAAGCGAGCGCCUUGUUGAAGAGAAGGAAGACGAUUGCCACGGCCAACAAGGCUGUUGACAGGUACCACGGCGACCCGGAUUAUUGGUUCUUGCACGACAGGGUUUCUGAUCUUAUGGCCGAGUGCUUGAAGCAUGAUAUCCAACAAUUCAACCAGCAUCUGCAGCAGCGUCGUGAGCGUGAGCAAGGCCAAGACCAAGACCCAAAUGAGAAGAAGAUGCAGACGUUGGAGUUUAACGUAACCAGUGUGGCUUAUUGCUUCGAAUUCGUGCCGCCCCCCACGGAUCAACUGCUGUAUGAAAGCGUUGCUAGGAAGAUUUUCCUGCCAGGAGAGUCAGAUUCAGAAUCAGAAUUUUUGAACCCAAUGUCUCUGUGGCGGCGGCGGCUGCGGAAAGAGAUUUUGGUACCCUUGAGACAAGCCUUGGCGCUUGCCAACGAAACAGGUGCCAACAAGUGGGGUUAUUGUCCGUGUUACGAACUAGAGGCCUCUGAUGCCGCUGCCUCUGCGGUUCACAAGUAUAUGGUGGCGCUGCAAAAAGCCAUUGCCGCCGCCGAGGCCAAGUCCGAGUCCGUGUCUGAGAGCAUGAUUGAGGCCGGUGCUGUGCUUCCACACCCGAUCGUACGCUACGCCGUGAAUUAUAAUGGUCGUUACGAGCGAGCAGCUGAGCUUCAGUGGAAGAGAAUGGUGGAGGACGUGUACAAAAAGCAGGGGAGGCUGAACAAUUGCUUGGCUGUUUGUAACGUGCGGGCGUCGGAGUCGGUGGCUCUGGGGCUGUUUGUGUCUCAACUGAGCGAAGGGCCUUGGGAAGGAAAGGUGGUGAGUUACAACGAAAAGCCUCAGCUGCAUUUGGUACGAGGCGAAGAUCUCAAGUCCAAGUUCAGCUUUAUGCAGAGUUUGGUUGAGUGUCAGGACUGGGAGGUUGAUCUGGGGAAGGUGUUUGAUUUGAUUCUGGAAGUGGCGGUGAAUGAGAAUGUGAAGGCAGAUCAGAUGGUGAGGAAAGUGUUUGUGUUCACCUCCGUCGGAGACUUCAGUGAUGGCUGCUGGAAGCCUCGCGGCGGCGAUUAUGAGGAAAUACAGAGGAAGUUUGAGGAGAAGGGGUAUGCCGUGCCACACUUGGUGAUUUGGAAUCUCACCAGACGGAAUUAUACGCCACUGCGUACCGGAGAGCCAGGGUUGACGUUGUUGGGUGGCUUCUCCGACGCUAUGCUCAAGUGCUUCUUGGAGAAUGACGGCGAACUUGGCCCCGACCAGGUAAUGGAAUUAGCCAUCUCUCCCCAAUGCUAUCAAACUCUGGCUGUCUUCGACUGA
Prunus avium (sweet cherry) is the source of this 1851-nucleotide messenger RNA. RefSeq lists its product as uncharacterized. The record is from RefSeq and is a predicted model, not a curated record. Lineage: Eukaryota; Viridiplantae; Streptophyta; Magnoliopsida; Rosales; Rosaceae.